Molecule: messenger RNA, 2164 nt
Organism: Aquila chrysaetos chrysaetos
Lineage: Eukaryota; Metazoa; Chordata; Aves; Accipitriformes; Accipitridae
Gene: ALDH2
Product: aldehyde dehydrogenase 2 family member
Exons: 13
Coding region: 50-1621 (523 amino acids)
Molecular function (GO): aldehyde dehydrogenase (NAD+) activity
Source: RefSeq, a predicted model, not a curated record
CCCGGAGAACCGGGAGCCGCGCCCGCUGCCCGGCCCGGCUCAGCGCAGCAUGUUGCGGACGGCGGUUCGCGUUUCUCGGCUCUGCCGCGGCCCGGCCCGGCUCGGUUCGCCCUUCUCGGCCGCCGCCGCCUCCUCCGCCAUCCCGGCGCCCAACCCCCGUCCCGAUAUCGCCUGCAACAAGAUUUUCAUAAAUAACGAAUGGCAUGAUGCAGUCAGUAAGAAAACCUUCCCUUCUAUCAAUCCAGCAACAGGAGAAGUUAUCUGCCAGGUUGCUGAGGGCGAUAAGGCAGAUGUGGACAAGGCCGUUAAGGCAGCCAAGGCAGCUUUCCAGCUGGGCUCGCCUUGGAGGAGGAUGGAUGCUUCUCAUCGCGGGAAGCUGCUGAAUCGUCUUGCUGACCUGAUCGAGAGGGACCGGGCUUACCUGGCGGCGCUGGAGACUCUGGAUAAUGGCAAACCGUACUCCAUCUCCUACCUGGUGGAUUUGGACAUGGUAGUCAAAUGUCUCAGAUACUUUGCAGGCUGGUCUGAUAAAUUCCAUGGCAAAACCAUCCCGUUAGACGGAGACUUCUUCUGUUACACAAGACAUGAGCCAGUGGGAGUUUGCGGGCAGAUAAUCCCGUGGAACUUCCCGCUGUUGAUGCAAGCGUGGAAACUGGGGCCUGCCCUGGCGACUGGGAAUGUGGUCGUGAUGAAAGUGGCGGAGCAAACCCCCCUGAGUGCUCUCUAUGUAGCUAACCUGAUCAAAGAGGCUGGAUUCCCACCAGGCGUGGUGAACAUCAUCCCUGGCUAUGGGCCCACUGCAGGGGCUGCCAUCUCUUCUCACAUGGAUGUAGAUAAAGUGGCCUUCACUGGCUCCACGGAGGUUGGGCAUCUGAUCCAGAAGGCUGCAGCAGAGAGUAACCUAAAGAGGGUGACACUGGAGCUUGGAGGAAAGAGUCCAAAUAUAAUCAUGUCUGAUGCAGACAUGGACUGGGCUGUGGAUCAAGCCCAUUUUGCCCUCUUCUUCAACCAAGGGCAGUGCUGCUGUGCUGGAUCCCGAACAUAUGUCCAGGAAGAUAUAUAUCAUGAGUUUGUGGAGAGGAGUGUUGAGAAGGCCAAGUCCAGGGUAGUUGGAAACCCAUUUGACUUUAAAACUGAACAGGGGCCUCAGGUAGAUGAAGAGCAGUUUAAGAAGAUCCUCGGUUACAUUAGUACUGGGAAGCGUGAAGGAGCCAAACUGCUGUGUGGUGGCAACCCCGCUGCAGACAGAGGCUAUUUCAUCCAGCCAACUGUCUUUGGUGAUGUGCAGGACAACAUGACGAUUGCCAGAGAGGAGAUAUUUGGGCCAGUCAUGCAGAUUCUGAAAUUCAAAACAAUUGAGGAAGUCAUUGAGAGAGCAAAUGACUCCAAGUAUGGCCUAGCAGCAGCAGUUUUUACAAAGGAUCUUGACAAAGCAAACUAUGUGUCACAUGGCCUGCGAGCUGGAACAGUUUGGAUAAACUGCUAUGAUGUGUUUGGUGCACAAGCUCCAUUUGGUGGCUACAAAGCUUCUGGGAAUGGGCGAGAGCUGGGAGAAUAUGGUCUGGAGGCAUAUGUAGAGGUGAAAAAUGUGACAAUCAAAAUUCCACAGAAAAACUCCUAAAGGACAGCAGCCUCUCCAUGCAUUUGGAAAACCUAUGCCGCUUCAUGAGAUACGAAGCAAGGAAACCUCUUCUUAACACACACAAAACUUAGAUGGAAAAUACGUAACUCUGCGUUAAGAAGUGUCUCUUUAGAAGGUGCCUGAACAACCUUUUGUUAAAAGACGUUACUUGGCUUUAACUUUUUAAAAUACCAAAUACAGUCAAUUGGGUACUAAUGCAUUACGUGGGUGUACUCUUGUUGCGUGUGUAUCUGAUGAAUAUGCUUUUUCAGGAAGUCAUUUAAAUGCUUGUCUAGUCUGCAGUAGGUUUUAUAAUAAUUCUUUGUUGGCUUACACAGCUAACUCUAUACCUACUCCUUGUCAUAUACACCUAACGCAUACGUCCCUCCUCUGUAAGCCAAGUGAACUGAGACUCAGUUGUCUAACUGAGCAGGAGAGCAACCUCUCAGUGUGAAUCUGUGAGGUGAAAGUUUGUUCUCAGUUGCUCCCACCUCCUCUCCUUGUAUCUACUUGCAAUAAACGUUCUUGUCCUCGUGAAGUUAA